This is a messenger RNA of Thrips palmi, 2139 nucleotides long. RefSeq names its product anaphase-promoting complex subunit 7 (gene APC7). The transcript has 12 exons. Gene Ontology annotation, molecular function: protein binding. The record is from RefSeq and is a predicted model, not a curated record. NCBI's taxonomy places the organism in Eukaryota, Metazoa, Arthropoda, Insecta, Thysanoptera, Thripidae. Gene Ontology annotation, biological process: cell division. The coding region runs from base 243 to 1997 and encodes 584 amino acids.
CGCAAAAUCUGAGACAUUCUAGGAAGUUGAAGUGGCGUGUCUAAAAGAAACAACAGAAUCCUAAGCCUUACAUUGACGAGUUCACUGACAGAAGGGUAGAAGUGAAAAGGUUAAGUUCGUGUAGAACUCUUUGUUUUUCUCAAUUAAUUGAGUUGAUAUUAAGGAUAAGUCUCUCUUAAAGACUUGGAUACCAACCAUUUAGUGGUGUCUGGUAAUGUCUAAAUCCACUUGAACUCUCCAUCAUGUCGUGCGUCCACGACCACGUAAAGCUUCUAUACGAUCAACAGUUGUAUUCUAACGUCGUCGCCCUGGGAAGCCUAGUGCUAACAGUGAAUGACCAUGCACUGGAUUCUCCCCUUCUGCCCUCAAGACUACAGUCAUACACUUGCUAUGCAGAGUCUUUAUUUCAAACCGGCCAAUACAGAAAAGCUGAAAGAGUCUACAAAAAAGUUCAGCAGCUGAAAAAAUCUGUAUUAAAGACCAAAUCUGGAUCAUCAUCUGUUCAAACCAACAAAACCCCAUCACAGCCGACAACGCCAACUGAAAGUCAACGAGAAAGCAUGGCUGAUGUUGACAUCAAGUACCAACUGCACCUCUGUCAGGUCCAGCAGAGACAACAUCACACUGCCAUGAAUACUCUGCAGUCUAUACCAGCGAAGCAACGUACAGCUAAAGUUCACAUGGCUCUGGCCAAGUUAUUUCAUGACCAAGGCCACUGCCGAGCUGCGAUUGGGGCUUAUAAAGAAGUUCUGCGGGAAUGUCCUUUAGCACUAGAAGCAGCUGAGGGCUUAUUACAACUGGGAAUGAAAGGUAUUGAAGUUAAUUCACUCAUGAUUGAUGGUAUGUCUUCCAUGAAUUGCCAACUGGAUUGGCUGAACAAUUGGGUUAAAGCUCAUGCCUAUUUGCACAGUCAAGAGUACACCCAAGCAAUCCAAGCUUUCCGUAAUCUUGAUGAGCGUACAUCAUUGAGAGACAAUGUUAACAUUCUUGUGCCCCUUGGAGAGAGUUAUUAUUACUAUGGUGAUAAUGCAAACGCAGCUUUAGUCCUUCAAAGGGCUCAUGCUAUGGAACCUCUCCAAAGGGGUCUGGACAUCCUUAGUUGCAUUCUUGCUAAAGAACGUCAAAUGCGUGAAUUGCAAAGAUUAGUUGCUCCAUUGCAAAUGUCACCCGAAGUUAAUGGUCCUGAGCCAUGGAUUGCUUUAGCUUAUAGCCUUUUUGCUGCUGGAAAGCACACUAAAGCAGCCUAUUUUGCUCAAAAGGCAUGUAUGAUUGCUCCACGACAUGUUGAAGCUCUUCUUCUGAAAGGACAGAUUCUUCUUGAGCUGAAAAAACAUCCCGAGGCUGUUAGUCAUUUUCGAGAUGCUCAACAAAUUUGUUGUCAUCGCUAUGAGCCCCACAAAGGAUUGGUUGAUUGCUAUGUUGCUAUGCUCAGAUUCCGAGAAGCUCUCACUAUUGCAUGCAGUGCUGUAAAGCAACUUGGCCAAACUCCAAGGUCUUUGACUUUGUAUGCAUCUGUCCUCAUGAAAGACCCUGUAAGUGUCCCAAAGGCCAAAACCCUCCUAGAGAAAGCACUGAUGCUUGAUCAAUUAUUUCUUCCUGCUGUUUACCUUUUAGCAGAGCUUUACGAACAGGAAAUGACUUUGGAGCUGGCUAUUGCUCUCUUAGAGAAGCAGGUGGCACUGAGACCCACUUGUAAGCUUCAUCAGAUGCUUGGAGAUCUACUAGCCCGUGUCCAUGAAGAAGAAAAGGCAUUAGACCACUAUGCCAUUGCCCUCAACCUGGAUCCCAAUAACCGAAGGGCACUUGAAGGUAUGCAUCGGAUUGAUAACUCCUCUAGUAAAUUGGACUCCACCUAUUACAUGCCUGUUGGUGAAGAAGAAAAUGCAGACACUACGUAUGAUACUGGUGGAGAUGUAGCGGACUCAGAUAAUGAGAAUGAAGUUGAUGAAAGUGACCCUGAGGCUGUCUGGUCAGAUUUGGACAUUGGAAUGCAUUAAGAGUAGUGACUUUCACUUGAUUAAAUUAAUUGCUAAUGACUGCCAUUCUCCGUAAGACAUGUAAAAUAAUUUGCAACUGUUGUUGCCAGUGAUAAUUACAGUACUUCAAAUAUUAAUUCCAAUAAAGGAUUAAGUAACUAAU